Messenger RNA from Dermacentor andersoni, 3121 nucleotides. Its product is annotated as cyclin-I-like. The record is from RefSeq and is a predicted model, not a curated record. NCBI's taxonomy places the organism in Eukaryota, Metazoa, Arthropoda, Arachnida, Ixodida, Ixodidae.
AGUUCUCGGCUCGAGACUCGCCGAACGGGCCGAGAAGUGGCCGCGAUGACUGCGUCGCUGCUGCUGCGUCCUGCGAGUUCCAUCCUGCGCCGUUCACGUCCCGGCUUGUCGAGGCCGAGGGCUUGCGGCGACAAAAGACCCCGACAUCCCCGAGCGACGGCUAAUAAGUGGACGCGACGGCACCACACCUGACAUCGUUGAGUCACGAGGGCGGCCGAUGCAUGCGACCCGGAGACCGAAACACACAGUGUCGAUGGCUAGUUUGAAGCAGGUGCGUUUUGCCGCAAGUGCAGCUGCCAUGCCUAUCCAGGCCGGGCUCACAGCCGACUCUGCCAUCGCCCUGGUACAGCGCUAUCUCGGGAAGGAGCGGCUUCAUUGGCGGCCCUGCACCUAUGCUUCACAGGGGGAAGAGAUCACACCUGUCCAACGGAACCAUACUGUGAAAUGGCUGACUGUCCUCAACCGGUACCUGAGGUUCAAUCCUGAGACCCUCUUCCUCUCGGUCACACUCAUGGAUGAGUUCCUUCGCUUGGUUAGGGCACAACCCAAGUACCUGAAAUGUAUUGCUAUUUCGUGCUUCUACUUAGCAUCCAAGAUUAUAGAGGAAGAUGAGGUGGUUCCACAUAUCAAGGAUCUGAUCAAGAACUGUGAUUGCAUCUUCAGUGUGUCUGAGAUUACCCGCAUGGAGGCAUUGAUUCUCAAGAAACUCAGAUGGGACCUCUGUCGAGCCACAUCGCUCGACUUCUUGCACGGGUUUUACGCUCUGCUGGUGUUGAACCGAAGCCUCCUCCUGCCAGACCAGUCUGAGCAGCAGUUGGCAGCUUUGGGUCCCCUACUGGAAACCAAGCUGCAGAUCUGCCUGGAUCAGGCGUCUCUGGUGGGGACCCGGCCCUCCACCUUGGCCCUGGCCCUGGUCAGCCUGGAGCUAGAGACGUGGACCCCGAACUGGUUCGUCAUCACUAUCGCCCUGCAGCGGCUGGCUAAGGUUGAGAACAGCGAUGUCAUUCGGUGCCGAGAAGAGCUGGCCUGCAUCUUCAUCAAAGCACGCACAGCUGUGUCGCGAAAGCACCGACACUCCGACUCGCAAAGUGCCCACAAGCCAUCAAAGAGAAGGAUGGAGACGACGGACAUUGAAGACAUUUACGACAGCAUCAAAAGGUUGUACGGAGAGGAAACCACAUCGACGACAUCAUCAACCCCGGCCAGCAUCUCCUGUGGCAUGCACCAAGGCCAAGGUGGCAUCAGUGUGCCUGGCUUUCCCGUCCGUGCCAUGUAGAAGAAACAGCUACAGUUGAUGUGGGGAAGCCACACGGAAGGAUCCUUGCUAGAUGCCAAGGGAAGGAAGCCAGGCCUGGUGCCAGCCCAAGACAGUUUCCCGCCCACAUCACCUAGUCCAUUAUUUUCUUAUUUGCUUUUAUUUUUAUUAGGGCAGGGCUGGUUUAAUUGCAACGAAAAGCACCACCAGUGUUUUUGUGGAGUACUUUUUAGCAAAAUUAUGGUCUAGUCGCAUGCCACAAAACUUUUAUUGACAGCUUACUGUUCUUUUUUUUUUUUUCAUCUAUGCCCCUCCCCCCCGCCUGUUUUAUUUUUGCGACUAUGGCCAUCGGUGGCACGUCGCAGGUGCAACUACAGCCUUGGAACACAUUUUGCAAGACUGCGUAAUAUCUUGUGGGCUGUUGCUGCUUCCCUGGUAUUGCUACUUUUUUUUCGUUGGACUUUUAUAUUUUGUUAUACAUAUAUUAUAUACACAUACACACAAUUGGUUGCCAUCACAGUGUUUUAUUUCGAGCGUUGUCACUGUUGUGCACAUUGUGCGUACACCACCUGUUUGAUUGACACUGCAUUGGGCAGUGGCCUAGAGGGUGCCGGUUUUUAGAAAAGGUGCUAGAUUUUAUUUUUAAGGUUACGAAAAACAAGUGUACUUUUACGCGGAACAAAUGUGUGUUCUUGUUCACAUUACUUUUGUGUGCUCUGUGAAAGUUUGCCGAGACAUUUUUAAAAGCCGUUUUACACAGGGGCUAUGUGAGGCCUUAAUCCUUCUCUCCCCUGCCCGUACGCUGGGCCGGUAAUGCUUAGAGGAAGGUCACCAAAAUGUUGCAUUUGAAAUAAUUACGCAAGUUGUCAAGUAAUUGUUUGCAUCAAGCCGCAUAUCACAGUCCCGCUAUACUGAACAAUACAUAUCACACUUAAAGGGAAGAUCUUGUUAGUAUGGUAUCACUCAUUACCACUCGGAACAGAUAUAAAGGUCUGCAGAGUAUACAGUCUCUUGAAAGGGGCCCUGAACCUUUUUUUAUCGAAGUGGAGAAAGACAUUUGAAGUGAAGAUAGGCUAUUUCAGAACCACUUUGCCGCAAAAAGUACUUAAAUGCGUUCAGCAGAAGCGGAGUUAUCAGCAAUCAAACACGGCCUCAGCUGUGCUCCCCUUCCUCCUCCAAUGCCUUGCACUGCGAAGGCUACUGUGGAGACGUCACCGUGGCGCGAACUUCAAAUUUCCGAUUUGAUGCCUAUGCCGUGCUAAACGUAAGCCAAACGCGGCUGUCCUCAGAGAGCCGCAGUGCGCUUAGCCAUUGGACUUGUGGCGGCACCCCGCGGCACCGCGGUGUAGCUGAGCGCAGCGACCAAUAUCAGUCGCGUAUUGGAGCGUGCUUUAUGACGAAAUAAAGCGCACAGGAAAGAGCGAGGAUCAUGGUGUUUUUAAAAUGAAAGUAUUUGAGGAAAAGGUGACUUCGCGCUCCGCUUGCAAGCUCCACGGACCGCGUUCGACAGCAGAACUUGGCUGAGAUGUUCACAACAGCGUAUGCUACCCACAGACUAGGUUAUUUCACCAAGCCCAAGGGGUGGUCAGGGCCCCUUUAAACGGAACCUCAAGGGACCAGGGAAAUUGGUUCCGUUUGUCAGGAGUUCCAUGUACUGAGAGACAAAGCUGAAUACAAUUGCAUGAAUACAAAACCAACCGUGAUAACGGUGUUUCAUUUAAGAGGCAAUUCCGUUUAAGCGAUUUUCGUUUAUCGAGAUCCCACUGUAUUUUAAGAAUUCGGCCUAGUGCAUUGCAUUGACCAUUCUUGUCCGAGAAAGAAUGAUGAGAUGUUCCCUGGAAGUGUGAAGUGUACUUUCGCAGAUCU